Molecule: messenger RNA, 2857 nt
Organism: Scomber japonicus (chub mackerel)
Lineage: Eukaryota; Metazoa; Chordata; Actinopteri; Scombriformes; Scombridae
Gene: ptprna
Product: protein tyrosine phosphatase receptor type Na
Exons: 24
Coding region: 1-2841 (946 amino acids)
Biological process (GO): protein dephosphorylation
Cellular component (GO): secretory granule
Molecular function (GO): protein tyrosine phosphatase activity
Source: RefSeq, a predicted model, not a curated record
AUGCAACAUCUUAAACCAUGGCGAGCUCUGUUCCUGUUAACCGUGCUCUGCCAGCCAGGAUUCUCAGACAGAUACGGUUGUCUGUUUGAGAGAAAGCUGUGCACAAGGGAUCAGUUCUGCUCUGAUGACGGGCUGUUUGGACAGUGUCGUACCUCCAAGCAGGACCUGGUCCAGUACCAGGUGUCAGUUCCUGUUCUGAAGAGAAUGCAGGAAGUCCUCAAACAGCUCAUGCUACAAGGUCUUUCCUGGCAGAAUGACAUCACCCAGUAUAUUUUAUCAAAGGAACUGAAGAGAGUCCCCCACACCACCAUUCCCUCUAAGCCAAACUCCUCUUCCCCCUCUUCUCAUUCAUCUCAGUCCAAACAGCACAUCCCCCAUCACCACACUUCUAAAACAGGGUCCACAUCUCCUGCUGGCAACUAUGUGGACUACAUGAUUGUUGAGCCUCCUCAGUCCCCGCUUCGCAUGCAGGCAGCUUCCAUCGACCCAUACUCAUACCACCAGCACAGAUACCAAGAUGAAGUAGAGAGAUCCCUCAUUGGGGCAGUAGGCGGUUAUGCCCGUCCCUCUUCACGGUCACAGGCCAAUCAGAGAGAGCGAGAACGUGACAGGCAGCUGUUGCAAGAUGCCAUGUCUCUCUACCUGGCAUCUGCACAGCCGUCUUAUCGCCACCGAGGGGCCGCUUCCAUGGCUCCUGCAGGGCUCCCUUAUUAUGAGGACUUGGAUCUGGAGAUACCAAUGGACUACGUGGAAGACUACACCCUAGAGGAGAGACUCAGAACUACAGGCAGGCAACAAACACAGCAGAAUAAGAAGGUUUCUCAAGACUACAGCACCCUGUCUGGAAACAAUGAUGCCUUGCUCCAGAGGAUGUCAGGAGUCCUGCAGAAGUACGGCGUUGACCCCAGAGAGCUCAGUCAAGAGCAACUCUACAAGCUAGCCCUCAUACUGAAGCUGCUGCAGGCCCAAGAAAAAACAGAUUCAAAUGAGAAAGAUCUCGUCACCCUCAAGGAGAUGCAGCUGUUAAAAACAGACAGUGUAUCCAGUAAUUCAGAGAAGCCUGCCCCUGUCCCUGGUCCACCUGAUGCCCCUUCUGCCCCCUCCUCUGCCUCGGUAGCAGCGACACCUCCAGCCAAGAGCACCAGCCACCCACCUUCUGCCUCCCAGCCUCCUCAGGCUGCUCCUGCUGCUGCUGGACAGGGCACAAGGGAACAGAGACCGCCACUGGUGGAGGGUACAGGAGCUAAGGAGGAGUAUGGGUACAUUGUUACCAACCAGAGUCCUCUGGGUUUGUAUGAUGGAGUGAAGUUGUUGGAGCUACUUGCUGAUAAAAUACACCUGACAACCAGCAGCUUCAUCAACAUCAGUGUGGUUGGCCCUGCAUUGACGUUUCGUAUCCGCCAGAAUGAGCACAACAUGACUGCGGCAGAGGUGGCUGCUAAAGCUGUAUCUGAAAAGAACUUCCUGGAGUCUGAGACAGGCCUGAAGAUUGUACAGACUGGUGUAGGAGAGAGGACAGAUGCACGGGGUCUCCCUCAAGUAACCAGGGUUUCCCAGGGCUCUAGUGGGACAUUCAUCACCCUUGUCUCCAUGGCAGUUGUAGGAGGAGUGUUAGUACUGGCCAUGGCAGUAGCUUGUCUCAGGCACUAUUCUCACCAAGUGGCCAAUGGCAAGCUUGGCCUGGGGCCAGAGGCAGGAGCGGAAACACAUUUUGACUACCAGGAAUUAUGUCGGCAGCACAUGGCAUCCAAAUCCUCCCUGUGCCGCCAGGACUGUAUGGGAGGGGGGGGCACAAGCAUGGGGGGAUCUGCGAUAGCCACGGGUGCUGGUGGACGACGGGGAACAGACACGUCCCGCGUCAGCAGCGUUUCCUCUCAGUUCAGUGAUGGUCCCCAGCACAGUCCAUCCUCCACCCACAGCUCCACCCCAUCCUGGAGCGAAGAGCCCGCCCAGACUAAUAUGGACAUCUCUACUGGUCACAUGAUACUGGCAUAUAUGGAGGAUCACCUGCGUAAUAAGGACCGCCUUCAGAAGGAGUGGGAGGCGUUGUGCUCCUACCAGGCUGACCCAUGUUCAGUAGCUGUGGCUCAAGACCCAAGCAACAUGAACAAGAACAGGCACACUGAAUCCCUCCCCUAUGAUCACUCCCGUGUGAAGCUGAAAACUGAGUUAAACCCCAACAAACAAGAUUACAUCAAUGCUAGCAUCAUUGUUGAUCAUGACCCUCGCCAGCCAGCUUACAUCGCUACACAGGGACCUCUGUCUCACACUGUUGCUGAUUUCUGGCAGAUGGUGUGGGAGAACGGCUGCACAGUGAUAGUGAUGAUGACGGCUCUGGUGGAAGAUGGAGAGAAACAGUGCGAGCGAUACUGGCCUGAUGAGGGUUCAUCACUGUACCACAUCUAUGAGGUGAACCUGGUGUCAGAGCACAUCUGGUGUAAGGACUUCCUGGUGCGUAGCUUCUACGUGAAAAACGUCCAGACGCAGGAGACCAGAACCUUGACACAGUUUCACCUGCUAAGCUGGCCGGCUGACGGCAUCCCCACAUCAACACGGCCGCUGCUCGACUUCCGCAGGAAGGUGAAUAAAUGCUACAGAGGUCGUUCCUGCCCAAUCAUCGUUCACUGCGGUGAUGGCACUGCCCGAACUGGUACGUACAUCCUCAUUGACAUGGUGCUGAACCGCAUGGCUAAAGGAGUGAAGGAGAUUGACAUUGCAGCCGCACUGGAGCACAUCCGUGACCAGAGACCUGGCCUGGUUUGCACCAAGGACCAGUUUGAGUUUGCGCUGACAGCUGUAGCUGAGGAGGUGAAUGCCAUCUUGAAAGCCCUGCCACAAUGAGCUGCAACACCCAGGA